Hyla sarda is the source of this 1044-nucleotide messenger RNA. RefSeq names its product ornithine decarboxylase antizyme 1 (gene OAZ1). Gene Ontology annotation, cellular component: nucleus; cytoplasm. The record is from RefSeq and is a predicted model, not a curated record. Gene Ontology annotation, biological process: positive regulation of protein catabolic process. Lineage: Eukaryota; Metazoa; Chordata; Amphibia; Anura; Hylidae. Gene Ontology annotation, molecular function: ornithine decarboxylase inhibitor activity.
GUGCGGCCAUUGGUUGGAGCCGCUGACAGGGCGUGGGCGGGGCCAAGGCUUAUACUAAAAGCUGUUAUUCCAUUCUGCCGUGCGCCAUUUUGAGAGACUCCGACGGAAGAGGCAGAAGGCCUGGGAAUUUCUGGUUCUGUGACCAGAGAGGCCGGAUGGUGAAGUCCUCCCUCCAACGGAUACUCAAUAGCCAUUGCUUUGCCAGAGAAAAAGAAGGAAAUAAAAGAAGCACCACCAUGCCUCUUCUGAGUAUUCCCAGUAGUAGUGAAAGUUCCAGGGUUUCUUUCAAUUGCUGUAGUAACCUGGGUCCAGGGCCUCGGUGGUGUUCCGAUGUCCCUCACCCACCCCUGAAGAUCCCAGGUGGGCGAGGGAAUUGUCAAAGGGAUCACAAUCUUUCAGCUAAUUUAUUUUAUUCUGAUAAUAGGCUGAUUAUUACAGAAGACCUUUCGUCCAAUAACCGGACAAGAAUUCUUAAUGUCCAAUCCAGGCUGACAGAUGGCAAGCAAGUAGAUUGGAGAGCCGUGUUAAACAAUAAUAACCUCUAUGUAGAAAUCCCAACCGGCACACUCCCUGAUGGGAGCAAAGAUAGCUUCGCUGUUCUGUUGGAAUUUGCAGAGGAGCAACUCCAAGUCGAUCAUGUCUUCAUCUGUUUCCACAAGAACAGAGAUGAUAGAGCUGCACUCCUCCGGACCUUCAGCUUCUUAGGCUUUGAGAUUGUGAGACCUGGACAUCCCCUUGUCCCUAAGAGACCAGAUGCUUGCUUCAUGGCUUACACGUAUGAAAGAGAUUCUGAUGAAGAUUAGAAACCCGCAAUGUUCUGCAACUUUUUAGAGCUAUUUUUUUUUUCUUUAGUCUGUUAAGAGGAGUUGUGAAAUAUUGUCUACAUAUUUUCUUUUACUGGUGUUGUUGUUGGACCCUGGUGGAGCAUGUAGUGGGGAGAGAUGUUGUUUUCCCGGCCAGAUCAUCCUUUUUGAAAUCUCUUUGCAUGUUUGAUGUUGAAUAAAUGCGCACUCCAUACGGCUAUGUCAAUGGAGGUUUAAUGUG